Molecule: messenger RNA, 3964 nt
Organism: Stomoxys calcitrans (stable fly)
Lineage: Eukaryota; Metazoa; Arthropoda; Insecta; Diptera; Muscidae
Exons: 3
Coding region: 194-3928 (1244 amino acids)
Biological process (GO): regulation of transcription by RNA polymerase II
Cellular component (GO): nucleus
Molecular function (GO): DNA binding; protein dimerization activity
Source: RefSeq, a predicted model, not a curated record
UGUUUGAUGGGCUUGAAUGUCUUUAACAGUUUGCGUGUCUCGUUCGCCUCAGUACUGUGUGUACUCCAUACUUGUAGUCUUUGAAAACCAAAGUAAAGUCAAGCAGUAAAAAUACAAAAACAAACAACAACCGAAAAACAACUUGUAUUUUAUUUUUUUAAACAUUGAAAAGAUUUCCCUCUAAUCUACCACCAUGGAGAUGGAUUACCGUGAAGAAGUCGGUGAUAAAAUCAAAGCAGGCGUUUAUAGUUUGACAAAACCUAAAAGUGGCAAAAGUCUGGCCUGGAAAGUAUUUUCCAUAAUUUUAAAAGAAAAUGGUCGAAUUCUCGACGGCUUAGCCUACUGCAAUAUGUGCAAAAAUUUAUUCAAAUACAAUGGCCAUUGUACUUCCAAUUUGAGACGACAUCCUUGUUUUGAGGCUUCAUAUCCGCCAAAAAUUUCCGAGGAAAAUGAGGUAUUAUCAGAUUCAGAAUUGAUUAGUCAAAAUGAAGAAAUUACCAUCAAACAUCAAUUGGAGAGUAAAAUUCGUAAUGGAGAAUACAAAUUGGUGAAUAAAUCGAAUUCACGAAGUCAACUUUGGUCAGUGUUUUCCUGGUUUUGCGAUGGCACAGGUACGCUGGUCAAAGAGUGGGUCUAUUGCCGUCACUGCAAGCAGGUGAAGAGAUCUUAUAAAAGUGUUACCACACAUUUGUUGCGUCACAAAUGCUUUAUCAAAUGGAAACGAGAGCAGCCAGCAAAAAAUAGUACCGAGGAGGACAGUGAUGAGGAUAAAGUCAAUGAGAUGGCAAGUGGUGGGGAAGACAGUAAUGCAAAUAACUCGAUGCAGAAGUUUAACAGUGGCAUGGACAGUAAAAUGGAAAUUGAUGAGAGGCUACCAUCCAAUGCAAAUCACCAACAGGAUAUGAAGGAAAAAAUCAAAAUUGCCUUUAACAUAAGAAAAGGCACCUACAAACUGAAACCCCUGAAUCGUAAAAGCCUUAUAUGGAAAACCUUUGCCUUGAUACAAAAACCUGAUGGCAGCCAGGUGGAAGGCUUUGUCUGUUGCCACAAAUGUGGUCGUAUCUUAAAGAGCAAUGGCAUAACAACGGGCAAUUUAAAUCGUCACAAAUGCUACAUUGAUACAAAAAAACUUCCAAAGAGCUCUACUCUACAGGCUAGUAGACCAGCACUGAACAUGACUAUGGCCGAUUCGGAUAAUGAUAGCCAACACCUAUCAGCAUUUGAGGAUGAAGAAGAAGACAAUUAUACUUUUGAGAUGUCCAUGAUACAACAAAAUGUAGAGCAGCAACUGAAAAGUGGGGCCUGCACUUUGAAAGCUAAUACAGAUUGUCUUGACAAUCAAUUGUGGUCUAGAUUUGCUUUUAUUGUCAUGGAUAAUGGGGCCGUAUUGAGGGGAAUGGUAUGUUGUCGACUUUGCCAAUUGGUUUUGAAAUACAAUUUCAAGACCAAAGAUGAAUUUCAUCUGAAAAAACACAAAUGUUGCGCUUCAUCGCAGAAUAGGCUGUCUAAAAAUCCAAACAAUGAGGAUUUAUCCUACUGCAAUGAAUUACAGCAGGAAGUGGCCAUAACAAAUGCAGCCCAAGAAGAGGAACAAGAAAAUAUUGAAUAUCAGGUGAGAGCGAUUAAAGAGGAAAUCAUUGAGGAUUCCUGUGUGGUGGAAGAAGAAACCAUGUUGAACUCCUAUUGCAUAAAGGAGGAAAUAGAUAUAUACCCAAAUCAAUAUCCAGAUCCAUCGUCUGAUCAUGAUGCCUUCGAUAACCAACCUUUGCCCUCUGAAAUUGGGGAUUGUUAUGAAUUAACCGCUUGUUUGGUGGAGGAAAAUUUGAAAAAGGGCAUAUUCAAGGUGGUGUUAAAUGCUUUAAAUAGCCGCAGUGCUACCUCGAAAAUUUUCGAAGCCAUACAGAAUGCUGAGGGCAACUUAAUACCUUGGCUACGUUGUCGCCAAUGCAAAAAAGUAAUGAAGAAAAAUGCCAAAAGCACCUCUAAUCUAUGCCGCCAUCCUUGCUAUGUGGCCACCAAAGCAGAUAAGAAUAAAGAUGACAACGAAGAGGAUUUGCAAAUGGAUGGGAGCUUACAAGAAGCUAAAAAAUCAAAAAUAGAGGCUGCAAGUGAGCAAAUUGCUCAAAACAAGCUAAACAUAAAAGAGGAAUCCCAAGAAGAUGUGGAUAUGGAAGAAACCAUCGAUGAACAAUGGCCUAUUGAAGAUUCCCAAAAAGAAACCUCCUUGCAAAAUGAUUGCCUGCCUCAGGAGGUGGAAGAAAAAUUAAAAAAUGGCAGCUACCAGUUGGUCAAUAAACCAAAUGGCCGAAGUGCUAUCUGGCAUACAUUUUCAGCCAUUAAGGAUGAGCUGGGAAACAUAAUCCAAUGGGUGCAGUGCCGCAAAUGUAAACAAUUUUUGAGAACCAUCUUCUCGACCACUUCGAAUUUAGUUCGCCAUAUGUGUUUUAAGCAAGCCAAGGAAAACCAAGAAAUCAAACGAAAAUUCCAACCAUGUAUCAAUUUCAUCAUAGAAGACUGCUGCCCUACAUCGAUUGUUGAGGGUAUGGGUUUUCGCAAAUUCAUAGAGCACUGUUUGCAAAAUGGAGUCCAGCAAAUUGAUAACGAUGUGGAAGUACAAGAUUUCAUACCCAGUCUGCAGACUAUGGCUGAAAUCUUGGAGAAAAUGGCCAAUGAGAAAAGGCAACAAGUCAAAGAGAUAUUUCUAGAUAAAGAACAAAACGCUGCCAUAUCCUUGGACAUUCAUUUCGAUGGUUAUAUGCAGAAACACGUUUUGUGCGCCCGCUUACAUUUUGCAACAAAAUUUCGCUUAUACGAUAUUACACUAGGUGUGAAAUUGUUAGAGCGGCCUGAGAUCUAUGAGAACGAGUUGCAAGAGUUGUUGAAAAAAUAUGACUUAGUUGACCACAUGGAAGAUAUGGUCUUUGUUUCGCCCAGUGAUGAAUACUUCGAUAAGGCGUUGGUCAACUGUCACCGUUUGGAAAGUGCAAGCCACCUAUUUUCCAAAAUUUUGCAAGAAGCCUUUAGAGAAACCCAAGAAAUGCUGCCUAUAAACGAACUAAGCCAAAAGCUAUUGAGAAAUAUAACAUGCCCAGGUGUGGAGAACACCUAUGACAAGUUCAAAGUUCUAAGCUUAAAUUGGCCAAAAAUCAAGCAGCAUGUAGAAGCAACAUCCUCCCCUUCAAGCAGUAGCAAUGAGCCAACAUUACAAAUCUUUGCAGGCUUACUUGACUUGUUUAAAAAUUUUGAUUUUAUUUUCAAAAGUCUGGAGGAGACACGAACUCCCUCCUUAUGUUUUGUCAUACCCUCCAUAAAUCGUUUGAAAGCUAUAUGCCAAGCAUUGCCUCGCGAUCUCAAAGAGAUAGCAGCCCUCAAGAAUUGUAUUAUGCAAAAAAUCGAUAAAAUUUGGUUGAACACCAUCAGCAUAUGGCACAAGGCCGCUUUCUUUUUAUAUCCACCCGGAAGACGAGAACAGCAUAAACAUUUCGAAGAAAUAAAAGAAUUUUGCAUGGAGCAAAUAAAAUCGUAUCCCGUGGAAACUCAAUUGGAUAAGGAGGAUGCCCCCUUAAUAAAAAUAGAGAAUGUGGAAUCCAAGAAUAUGACAGAGAACUUGGCGGAGCGAAGCGAAAUAAAUUUCUUUUUUCCCAAUCUACAAUUGAAAACUGUUACACCCCAACUCAAUAUAAAAAAGGAAAUCUCCCGCUACCAUGCUGAAAGUUUUCAGUUUGAGGAAAAAUUUGAUGUUUGUCUUUGGUGGCAGAAUAAUUGCCACGACUAUCCCCUUUUAUCUUGGCUAGCCCUGCGCAUAUUGUCCAUACCCGCAAGUGCCAGUUGUGCGAAACAUAUACUGAAUAAAAAUCCGAAUUUGCUAACAUCACCAGAUGCCGAUAAUAUAAUAUUUUUAAAUUCUAUUAAAUGUAAUGGAUUGUAAAAAUAAAAUAUUUUUGUGUAAAAAAAAUAAAUUUAA